Molecule: messenger RNA, 907 nt
Organism: Microplitis mediator
Lineage: Eukaryota; Metazoa; Arthropoda; Insecta; Hymenoptera; Braconidae
Exons: 2
Coding region: 351-818 (155 amino acids)
Source: RefSeq, a predicted model, not a curated record
CGUUUUUUAAAACCUUAACAAAGAGCUAGAAAUUUCGUAUUUUCAAAAAUUCUAAUUCCUCUCCGAGAAAAAUUGUUUUAAAAUUCUCAUUUACUCUACGAGUGCAACAGAGACAGUCCCAUUUAUUUUUCUGAGUGUGAGAAAGAAAUCCGGUAGAGUAUCCCCUUAAGACCAUGGGGAAUUGAGACUCUAUUUCCAUGGUUAAGACUAUGGAGAGUAGAGGUACUUCUACUUCUAUCUACCCUCCAUACCUAAUGUUAUAAAAUAUUUAUUUAAGGUUAGAUUAUAAAAAUUCCACGUACAACCAGUAAUUGGAAGGAUUAUCGAAAGUUUUAAGGACAACAAAAAACAUGGAUUCACGUUUAAUUCAGAAAUUAAAGAAUUCAAAUAUACGGGAAGACGGAAUAUCCAGAUGCAGUUGUAACCAUUACUGUUUGUACAGGUAUAUGGAUUCCAAAUUCAUUAGAGAGUACUGUUUUAUAGCAGAUGAUAUCUUUGGAGAACUUGCGCAUGUUAUUAAACUACAAGACGAUUUGAAAAAAGGGAUCGAACUGAUAAUGCGUAGUGGUAAACCACUUCUAGAAGAAAGAACAGGUUUUCUCGAGUACCAUGUGGUUUCUAUCAUAGCAGCAAAUAGUUUGAUUCUAAACCUUGAAAAAUGUCCAAAUGCAAGAGGAAUCAUCAGGGGUACGAAAUACGAAAGAAUCUACUUCGCAGCUAAAGAAAAAUAUUCAGAAGCUAUCGAUAGACUUAUGAAAAUUAGCGAGGAAGAAAUGCUGCUGCUGAAAGAGAAUGUUUAUCGCGAGAUUGAUUUGUGAUUACCCAUUAAUCAAUUAUUACUUCGUAAUAAAAAAAAGUCAUAUUUUGUAUCUACAAUUAUUACUAAGUAAAAUAAAAUAAUUAAAGC